Molecule: messenger RNA, 2997 nt
Organism: Culex quinquefasciatus (southern house mosquito)
Lineage: Eukaryota; Metazoa; Arthropoda; Insecta; Diptera; Culicidae
Product: sodium-dependent nutrient amino acid transporter 1
Exons: 5
Coding region: 348-2240 (630 amino acids)
Biological process (GO): sodium ion transmembrane transport
Cellular component (GO): membrane
Molecular function (GO): L-amino acid transmembrane transporter activity
Source: RefSeq, a predicted model, not a curated record
AUACAGUGAUUCAGUUUUGUAAUGCCGGUCGAUCGGCCAAGGUGGUGAAGCUGCUGUUGCUGAACUGUCGGUGGAGUACCCACUGCAUGGAGUGUCGUCGACGAGAGCCCAGUUUCGGAACAGAGGACGUGCGCGUUUUGGGCGGUUGAGUGUGCAUUUUGAGCUCUGAACUACGGAUUUUGGUAAAGGAUACAGUUUGCAGCAAAAUAUUUCCCCAAUUUAUUAGCUAUCGCGCACCCGACAUCAUAAAAUUGUAAUUAGCGAACCCUGCUGCUUCCCCGUAGUGUACUCCCAGACAUUGUAGUGCUCGGUAGCUUUAGCUUGCUUUGCCAGUUCGCAAACCCAGAAUGGCCACCUCAAACCCCGCUUUCAUCCCGGAUGGAACUCCGGACGACUUCGACCCGGAAACCUGCCCCAAGAAGCUUCCACUAACCGGCGUGGGUUUCCCGCCAAAGCCACCCGAUUACAGCCCGACUGCAACGAUGACCACGGAGAAGAAGCAACCCCCGCGGGACAAGUGGGGCAAGGAUAUUGAGUUCCUGUUGUCGUGUAUCGCCCUGUCGGUGGGGCUGGGGAACGUGUGGAGGUUUCCGUUUACGGCGCUGGAAAACGGGGGUGGAGCGUUCGUGAUUCCGUACCUGAUCGUGCUGCUGUUGGUUGGAAGGCCGAUUUACUACCUGGAGAUGCUGAUUGGGCAGUUCUCGAGCAGGGGUUGUAUUGAUGUGUACGAUGCUUCACCGGCAAUGCGCGGGAUCGGGUAUGGGCAGACGUACUCGACGUUCAUCGUGAUGACGUAUUACGCCUCGUUGAUGGGUGUUACGAUGCGGUACCUGGUGGCGUCGUUCGGGGAUCCGCUGCCGUGGAGCGAGUGCAAGGAUAGCUGGAAUGCCACUUGUAUCGAUUCGAGGUUGGCGGUGAACAUGGUUGAAGGGGAUAAUGCUACGAAGGUGUCCUCAGCGGAGCUGUACUUUGUCAAUGAUGUUCUCAAAGAAGCUGAUUCAAUCGAUGACGGUAUCGGCAGCCCGGAUUGGCGUCUAGUUUUGUGUCUUCUGAUUCCCUGGACAUGUAUCUGCCUAACGCUGGUCAAAGGGAUCAAGAGCUCGGGGAAGGUCGCUUACUUCCUGGCGAUCUUUCCGUACGUGGUGAUGCUGGUGCUGCUGAUUCGAGCGUGUACCCUCGAAGGUGCCGGCGCUGGUAUGCUGUACUUCAUCAAGCCCCAGUGGGAUCGGAUCUUCGAGGCCAAGGUGUGGUACGCUGCCGUAACGCAGGUGUUCUUCUCGUUGACUGUGUGCUUCGGCAACGUGAUCAUGUACUCGUCGUACAACCGGUUUUCGAACAAUGUGUACAGGGACGUCACCAUCGUAUCGAUCAUGGAUACCUGCACCUCAAUGCUAGCCGGGUUGAUCGUGUUCGGCGUCAUUGGUCAUCUAGCGCACGUCACGGAUGCUCCAGAUCUGAGCAAGGUGGUUCGCGGAGGUGCCGGACUCGCGUUCAUCACCUAUCCGGACGCGAUCGCCAAGUUCCAGUUCUGGCCGCAGUUCUUCGCGGUAGCUUUCUUCUUGAUGCUGUUUGUGCUUGGGAUUGGAAGCAACGUCGGAAUGGCCACGACUAUCAUGACCGUUGUUCGGGAUCGAUUCCCUCAUUUGAAGCCAUCGUUGGUGGCGUUUGUGAUCGCGAUCAUCGGAUUUGGCAUCGGGAUCAUCUACACGACUCCUGGCGGUCAGUACCUGUUGGACUUUUUGGACUUUUACGGCGCAUCGUUCGUGGCGUUGGUGCUGGCCGUUUUCGAGAUGAUUACAUUCGCGUGGAUCUACGGGGUAGGACGAAUCUGUCGGGAUAUCGAGUUCAUGCUGGGUAUUCAGACGGGAUUGUACUGGAGGAUCUGCUGGGGCUUCGUGACUCCAGUCAUGCUUGCAGCCAUCCUAAUAUACCACGUGGCAACGUACAAAGCACUGACCUUCAACGGUUACGUCUACACGAACGGGAUGUACGCCUUCGGAUGGUGCGUGUUCGCCGCGGGAGUCCUGCAACUACCGGCGUGGGCGCUUUAUGCCGUGCUGAAGCGAAAGGAAGCCACCUGGCAGGAUCGGAUAGCGAGCUGCUUCAAGCCAACCCACGACUGGGGGCCCGAGGAUCCCGAGCUGAACGCCAAGUAUCACGAGUCGGUGUACAAGUACGAGCAGACGCUGCCGGCGGGGCGGAGCUUGGGACGGAAAAUGAUCGAUAAUGUGUUUCAUUAACGGGCGUUGCCUUGAGUUUGGGAGACUUGCCAAUGACUUUAAAACAAUUUCUGAUUAUGACUAGACAAGAAGAUGAAUCUUUGUGCCUUUUGGUUAGCUAAACCACAGUAUUGAAGAGAUUUUCGUAAGAUAUAGUUAUUUUAAGAAUGAAAAACCAUUAAAUUAACUCUAACUGAAUUGUAACUCUAAAUAAACAUUCAAAAUCUAUAGCGUUUUAAAACUUUUCCUCAUCAAUGUAGAUCAUCAUUUGGCACGGUACCUCCAUUCAGCGACCACGGCCAUAAAAUGUCGAAUGUUUCAAGAUAAGUUCACAUUUUUACGGUUGUGAAACGUACAGCUUUAAUUGCAGGUCAUUUCGAACUCAGUAUUGGGCAGGAUUGAACCGGUUUUUAUCACUCAUCGUCACUGCUCUUUGACUUUUAAAGUUCAGGUGUGUUGUUUUAAAAAUAAAUUUAAUAAAAGCUUUGACGUAAUCCUGAAGGAUACAAAACACAGUUUUGACAGCUCUGGGAUGUUCUAGGUUAUCCAACAUAUCGUUUCUAGGUCAUCCGAAAAUUAGAUUUUUGGUCAUUUGAAAUUUGCUUAAAAGUUUUUACAAAUAACUAGACACUAGCCUAGGAUCACAUCCUUAGAAUUUCAGUGUGUUAGGAAAAGUAUUGAAUGACUCUUUGGAGUUAAUACCUGUGAGUCUACCGCUGUAACAAGCAAGACUACAUUAGUUCUCAACGAAGAUUCCCAAAUAAAGUACUUAUCAAUA